AUGUCUGAAAUUAACAAUCCAAACAUAAAUAAUAACGUUAGUGAUACAGAAAACGAUCAAAAUAUGAAUAUUGAUGCUAAGGAAAAUGAAGAGAUUUCAAACGAGCAAAAAAGAUCACUUUCAGCAAAUUUUGGCCCAAUAAAUAACUCAACUGUUGAAGAAUUCAGAAAUUUCUUCACCGAACAAGGAUUGCAAUUCUCAGAAAUAUCAUUUUUAUCUCACUGUGGCCUUAUUCGUUUCGAAACUCAAGCAGAAGUUGAUGCUUUUGUUAAAAAAUAUGCAGGCACAUUAUACAAAGGCGUCCCACUUUGGGCGAGACCACCAAAUAAUACAAAGCCAACAAACUACGUAAAAACACUCCACAUCGCUGGAAUUGAUGAAGCACAUUUAAGUGAAAGAGAUCUCUACAGACUAGUUGCCCCGCACGGUUUCGUUCGCAGGAUCUCAACAAGAAAGCAAUUUACCUUUAUAGAGUUCGAUACAACGAAAGAUGCAAAAGAUGCAUUUCAUUUCUUGAAAUCAGUUGAACAAAAUUAUCACGGACUUCGCGUAUCAUAUGCAAGAUCAGAACAGAAAUUCGAUGCUUCUAAUCUUUCUAUUCCUCUUUCAGAAGUUUUACCAGAGAACCAUCAAUUUUGGCAAAAACUCCAGAAGAUGAUUUAUGAUCAUUAA
This is a messenger RNA of Trichomonas vaginalis G3, 672 nucleotides long. RefSeq names its product RNA-binding domain, RBD family-containing protein. The coding region runs from base 1 to 672 and encodes 223 amino acids. Gene Ontology annotation, molecular function: RNA binding. The transcript has a single exon. Lineage: Eukaryota; Parabasalia; Trichomonadida; Trichomonadidae. The record is from RefSeq and is a predicted model, not a curated record.